GCUGGCCUUCAUUACACCCCGUCGAGAACUCCGCCUAGGAAUCGAUGCGACCGAGGCGAAUCCAAGCCCACGAUAUACUCUUAACCCCCGGUCUCCAAACCCGCACCGCCGUCUCAGUCUCCUCCACUCCCAAUUCUCUCCCGAGCUGACGCCAUGGCCGGUGCCCUUCAGCUCCAUCUAGGCUCCUCCUUUCUCCCCUCGUCGUCUCACCUCAAGCUCCGCCGCCGGAUCUUCGCUGCAACCGCACCCCUCCGCCGGCAUCCGACGGAAAGCAAGAUCCGCGAGAUAUUUAUGCCGGCGCUUAGUUCUACCAUGACUGAGGGCAAGAUCGUUUCAUGGGUGAAAUCUGAGGGAGAUAAGCUUUCCAAGGGCGAGAGCGUCGUCGUCGUGGAGUCCGACAAGGCCGACAUGGACGUUGAGACCUUCUACGACGGCUACCUUGCUGCAAUCAUGGUCGACGAGGGAGGUAUCGCUACCGUGGGUUCUGCCAUCGCCCUUCUCGCCGAGACAGAGGAGGAGAUUCCACUGGCAAAAUCCAAGGCAUCCUCCUCCUCCUCGGCCCAUCCGGAAGAAGCUUCUUCACCGCCAGUUUCUCCUCAGGAAUCCGCUAUUGCAACUGAAGCUUCCCCUCCUCGUCCGGGAAAAGCGGAUCUUACCCUAGCUUCAUCAGCGCAUCCGGCUUCGGAUGCCGGGCGACGCAUCGUGGCCACGCCUUAUGCUAAGAAGCUCGCCAGGGAUCUGAAGGUGGAACUUCAAUCGGUUGUCGGAACCGGUCCUAUGGGCCGGAUCGUUGCCAAGGAUGUUGAGGCAGCGACUGACGGAGCAGCUUCCGUAGCAAUCACUGCGCCGAUCACCUCUGCUACCAAAGCCGUUGCGGAUUCCACUCCGAAGGUACCUGUUGAGCUGGGAAGUGUUGUGCCCUUCACGGCGAUGCAGGGAGCUGUCAGCAGGAACAUGGUGGAGAGUCUUGCUGCGCCUACAUUCCGUGUUGGUUACACUAUCACUACCAAUUCACUCGAUGAGCUCUAUAAGAAAAUUAAGUCGAAGGGGGUUACCAUGACUGCAUUAUUGGCUAAGGCAACUGCUAUGGCCCUAACGAAACACCCAGUGAUUAAUUGUAGCUGUAGGGAUGGAAAGAGCUUCACAUAUAACAGCAGCAUUAACAUUGCUGUUGCUGUUGCCAUUGAUGGAGGCCUUAUCACUCCUGUUCUGCAAGAAGCAGACAAGGUGGACAUUUACUCAUUGUCAAGGAAAUGGAAAGAGUUAGUGGAUAAGGCUCGGGCCAAGCAGCUCCAACCACUAGAGUACAACUCAGGCACAUUUACCCUUUCAAAUCUUGGAAUGUUUGGUGUUGAUCGGUUCGAUGCAAUCCUACCUCCUGGAACGGGAGCGAUCAUGGCUGUUGGUGCUGCACAACCUACAGUGGUAGCUACCAAGGAUGGUAGGAUUGGUGUGAAAAAUCAGAUGCAGGUGAAUGUUACAGCAGAUCAUCGUAUCAUAUACGGUGCUGAUCUUGCUGCUUUCCUGCAAACCCUAGCCAAAAUUAUUGAAGAUCCCAAGGAUCUCACCUUCUAGAUGCCAUUUGUGUCAGCUUCUAGUUCGGAUCAGAAUUAUGAUCAUGAAUUCAAUUUGAUGAGUAUGUUUACUUUAUUUUAUUUUAUUUUUUAUGAUUCGUUGUUGUAAUAUGAACUAGGCUGCCAGAGUUUGUUUCUAGUAGCUACUUAUAGAGUUGAAAGAACAUGCCCAUCUUCUAUUUAAUUUUGAGAUUUCAAACAUCAAGAAGAAUCCUAUUGUUGUCAGAUUUUUGUAACGGUUCAAUAAAAUGUAAGAUUUUAUUCAGAUCA
Molecule: messenger RNA, 1844 nt
Organism: Dendrobium catenatum
Lineage: Eukaryota; Viridiplantae; Streptophyta; Magnoliopsida; Asparagales; Orchidaceae
Product: dihydrolipoyllysine-residue acetyltransferase component 5 of pyruvate dehydrogenase complex, chloroplastic
Exons: 6
Coding region: 154-1575 (473 amino acids)
Biological process (GO): pyruvate decarboxylation to acetyl-CoA
Cellular component (GO): pyruvate dehydrogenase complex; chloroplast thylakoid; chloroplast envelope
Molecular function (GO): dihydrolipoyllysine-residue acetyltransferase activity
Source: RefSeq, a predicted model, not a curated record